AUGGACGUGAUCUUUGAGCUUCAAAGAGGGAGGUCAUUCUCCAUGGAAGUAGGUUACUUUGACACUGUCUUAGAAAUCAAAGAGAAAGUACAAAAGUAUCAAAAUAUUCCGGUCUCUAAGCAAACCCUAAUCCUCAAUGGCCAAGUUCUCCAUGACAAUGACGAUCCUUGGAAGGUCAAAAUCCUUCAUAACACAUGCAUUCAACUCCAAGUGACCCCCGAAAAGGAGGAGAAUAAGGAGUUAAUUACUUCUGCGCACACCAAGAUUCAACUCAACGUGAAAAUCACGUCCAAAACGCACCUCAUCCCUCUUGAGGUGGAUGUGAACGACACCGUUUUGAGGCUGAAGGAGAAGAUUCACGAGAUGGAAACCCUAGCAGUGCCAGUUAACCGGUUGCUCUUGCAUGCUUCUUCAACGGGUGCAGAAUUGCAUGAUCAUCAAUUGCUGCGAGACUGUGAUGUUUCGGAAAACAGCGAGAUUGACGUUGGUUUCCGGCCGUCGCCCACGGUGGCGUCUCCAGGGUUGAAGAGGCUAAAGCUGAUGGUUUUGCCUAAGAGCGGGACGAAGAAGGUUCCAGUGGAAGUGAAUGCAUCUGAUAAUGUGGGGGAGCUGAGGAAGGAGUUGCAGAAGUUGCACCAGAGGGUUCAGUUUCAUUUGCCACAAGACGGGUAUUUCUUCAUUUACAAGCAAAAUGUUAUGGAUGAUGAUAGGUCUUUCCGUUGGCACCAUGUUGCACAGGGUGAUACCAUUGAAAUAUUCAAUGGAAGUGUUACUGGUGGAUCAUGAAAUGGAUAGGGUA
Glycine soja is the source of this 799-nucleotide messenger RNA. RefSeq names its product ubiquitin domain-containing protein 7SL RNA2-like. Gene Ontology annotation, molecular function: polyubiquitin modification-dependent protein binding; ubiquitin binding; proteasome binding. The record is from RefSeq and is a predicted model, not a curated record. Gene Ontology annotation, biological process: proteasome-mediated ubiquitin-dependent protein catabolic process. The transcript has a single exon. Bases 1 to 786 code for a protein of 261 amino acids. Gene Ontology annotation, cellular component: cytosol; nucleoplasm. Lineage: Eukaryota; Viridiplantae; Streptophyta; Magnoliopsida; Fabales; Fabaceae.